AUGUCGGUAAGUAAAACUGAAGUUACAGAUCAUUCGACAACAAACAAUGUCGAACAUACUACAUUGUCAUCAACGUUUACUGAUGAAAGUAUUCAUUCAACAGAUUCUGAUAUUAGUAAUGCUACAUCAAUUAAUGGGAAAGAAACUCAUCAAAAUUCAUUAUCAAACAAUGAUGUUGAUGAACUAGCUGGCCGAUUGGGUGCAUUAGAUUAUAGUAAGUAUCCUUUAGAUCAACAAGAUUCAACUUCAGAACAUAUUCAACACGAUCAUCCUGCACAAAUCCCGCAUGAACAAGAUACAACGAUGGAAUAUUUAAAAUCCUCUACACCACCUUCAUCAAACUCUGUGAUUAAUAAUGAAAAUCAUUCUUCUGAAAAUUCACCACUGAUUGACAUUCACGAAUAUCCACCUCAUCUUGUUGCAAUUGUUGAACAACAAGAAUUAGCGCCACAAAACUCUCAAUAUGUAACUAUUGGAAAUUGGUCUUCCUAUGAAACAUCUUCUGAAGAAUCUAUUACAGUCCAACAAAUUAAACAAUUAAUGCAAAGACUAGCAGCAGAAAAUACGGCUUAUGCAUAUGAUGUUCCUCAUGUUACAACUAUUAUUAAAGAUCCAUAUGUUGAUGAUGCUCACAGUAAUCCAAAUCUAGCAUCAAAUGAAUAUGUUAUAGAUAUAGACCCAAUAGUUAGUACGGGAAAUGAUCAUCUACAAAUGACUCACAUGGAACCAACACAUUUUUCAUCAAUAAAAAACCAUUAUUAUGAUUCAAAAGUUAUUGACUUGAAUAUUAAUAGUGAACCACCGAUAAUUUACGAGACAAAUGAUGAAUUAAAUGCAUCUCAAUUGAUAGUGGAUGAAAAUGGUGAAUACAUAGACAUAGGUGCAGAAGAAAUCAUCGUAUCUGAAAAAUACUAUCCGAAUACAAAUGAUGUCUAUCAAUCAAAUGUUUUACAUGAAGAAUAUGUUCAUAAUUAA
This is a messenger RNA of Rotaria sp. Silwood1, 975 nucleotides long. The record is from the annotation of a GenBank genome assembly. Lineage: Eukaryota; Metazoa; Rotifera; Eurotatoria; Philodinida; Philodinidae.